Molecule: messenger RNA, 3893 nt
Organism: Xyrauchen texanus (razorback sucker)
Lineage: Eukaryota; Metazoa; Chordata; Actinopteri; Cypriniformes; Catostomidae
Product: voltage-dependent calcium channel subunit alpha-2/delta-2-like
Exons: 38
Coding region: 102-3407 (1101 amino acids)
Cellular component (GO): voltage-gated calcium channel complex
Molecular function (GO): voltage-gated calcium channel activity
Source: RefSeq, a predicted model, not a curated record
GAGCCUGCGCACGACCUCCGCUUCGAGAGCUCGCGCGUCAGCCGCAUCUGAGUGACUACCGGUUCCGUUUAUAUCCCAGUUUCUUGAAUUUUUAAUGGAAAAUGGCGAUGUUUCCUCAGUCCGCCUGUGUGUUCUGCCUCCUCGCCGUCCAAACUGUGCUGCUCCUCAGCGUCUCUUCACCAGGAACGGCGACACUCCGGUUUCCUCAGCACUACACGAUGAUUCACUGGGCAGGUCGUAUAGAGAAAGAGUUGGAGAAGGUGCUUCAACUGGUCACCGGAGGUCAACAAAUGAAAGGAAUUUAUAGCGAGAAGAGAAGUCAGUUUGAUGUGGAGCGAAACACGCCCAAGCAGCUGGUGGAGAAAGUGGCAGGGGAUAUCGCCAAAUUGCUCAACAGGAAACGCAAAGCUCUUGAGAGGUUGGCUAGAGAGGCUGAAGACAUCCAGAGAGAACAUUCAUGGCAAGAUGGCAUCAAAGAAACCGACAUCCAGUACUAUGACUCCAAAGCUGAAUCAGAUUAUUUGGAUGGUGAUGACGGGGAAAACCUUUUGGAAAACCCAAACUCUCUCUCUUUGGAGUUUGUGGCUGACCCUAACUUUAAGAAUAAAGUCAACUAUUCAUAUACUGCUGUACAGAUUCCAACAGACAUUUACAAAGGCUCUCCCACUAUUCUGAAUGAGUUGAACUGGACUCAGGCUCUAGAACGGGUCUACAUUGAGAACAGUCGAGAAGAUCCAUCACUACGCUGGCAGGUGUUUGGCAGUGCGACUGGUGUCACCAGAUAUUACCCAGCCACUCAGUGGAGAGCACCCAACAAGAUUGAUCUGUAUGAUGUGAGGAGACGCCCGUGGUAUAUUCAGGGUGCUUCAUCUCCAAAAGACAUGGUCAUCAUUGUGGAUGUGAGUGGCAGUGUGAGCGGACUGACCCUGAAACUCAUGAAAACCUCUGUCAAUGAGAUGCUAGACACUCUUUCUGAUGAUGACUACGUAAACGUGGCCCGGUUUAAUGAGAAAGCAUAUGCUGUGGUGCCGUGUUUUACGACGCUGGUUCAAGCCAACAUAAAGAAUAAGAAAAUCUUCAAAGGGGCAGUGAAAAACAUGGAGGCCAAAGGGACAACAGACUACAAGACUGGCUUUCAGUUUGCUUUUGACCAGCUGUUGAAUACCAGCGCUCCAAGGGCAAACUGUAAUAAGAUGAUAAUGAUGUUCACUGACGGCGGUGAAGAUCGUGCUCAAGACAUCUUUGAGAAGUACAACUGGCCAAACAAAACAGUGAGAGUUUUUACAUUCUCAGUUGGGCAGCACAACUAUGAUGUAACUCCGUUGCAGUGGAUCGCCUGUGCCAACAAAGGUUAUUACUUUGAGAUCCCUUCCAUCGGGGCCAUCAGAAUCAACACGCAGGAAUACUUGGAUGUUCUGAGUCGGCCGAUGGUGUUGGCAGGCGAACGGGCAAAACAGGUGCAGUGGACCAACGUUUACCAGGACGCUCUGGGUUUAGGUCUCGUCAUUACCGGAACAAUGCCAGUCUUCAAUCUCACGGCUGAUGGGGACUCGAAAAAUCAGCUGAUACUUGGAGUCAUGGGUGUAGACAUCGCCCUCAGUGAAAUUAAAGAACUCACACCGCGGUAUAAGCUUGGAGCCAACGGUUACACAUUCGCCAUAGAUCCCAAUGGCUAUGUUCUCCUUCAUCCAAACCUACAGCCUAAGAUCAUUAACUUCAGAGAGCCAGUCACGCUGGACUUCUUGGAUGCUGAACUCCCAGACCGAAACAAAGAAGAUAUUCGGCGUCAAAUGAUUGACGGCAGACCAGGCCAGAGGAAGAUCAAGACACUAGUGAAAUCUGUCGAUGAGCGUUACAUUGAUGAGGCCAUGAGGACAUAUAUAUGGUCUCCAGUGGAGGGCACAGAUUACAGUCUUGGUUUAGUUCUGCCAACCUACAGUGAGAAUCACAUCAAGGCCAACCUGAGCGACCAGAUACUCCAAGUCCAGUAUUUUGAGUCUCUCCUGCCAAACACUUUUGAAUCAGAGGGACAUGUGUUCAUUGCCCCCAGGGAAUACUGCAAAGAGCUGGAGCUGUCCAACAACAACACUGAGUUCCUGCUCAACUUCAUAGCUCUGAUGGAGAAAGUCACACCUGAUUCCAAACAAUGUGACAAUUUCUUGCUGCAUAAUCUCAUCUUGGAUACAGGCAUCAUAAGGCAGCUGGUUGAUAAAGUCUGGAAGACAAAAGAUCUCAACACGUAUGGCUUUCUGGCUGUCUUUGCGGCUACAGAUGGAGGCGUCACACGAGUGUUCCCAAAUAAGGCUGCUGAGACAUGGGAGGAAGAUCCAGAACCAUUUAACGCCAGUUAUUACCGUCGCAGUCUGGACAACAAGGGAUAUAUCUUCCGAGCACCUUAUCGCACUGCUAAUGAUGAUAUACUGAACCCAGAGAACGACACUAUCGGCAUACUGGUUAGCACAGCGGUGGAUAUAACCAUUGGAUCUAGAAACCUCAAACCUGCAGUUUUGGGUGUAAAGCUUGAUCUAGAAGCUUGGACUGACAAAUUCAAGAUACUGGCGAGCAACCACACUGAAAGCAACCGACAGAGCUCUCAAACGUGUGGACCAACCAGUGGCUGUGAGAUGGACUGUGAAGCCAACAGUGAUGACUUGCUGUGCUAUCUGAUAGAUGAUGGAGGUUUCCUCAUCAUGUCUAAUCAGAAAGACCACUGGAAUAAGAUUGGUAUGUUCUUCAGUGAGGUUGACCCCACCCUCUUUUACGCCCUCUACAACAACUCCCUCUACAAGCGUAAACAGUCUUAUGACUUCCAGUCAGUGUGUGACCCUGUUCCGAGCAGCAACACUGGGGCCGCACCACGUGGAGUGUUUGUGCCAACAAUUGCUGAUGUGUUAAAUGUUGCAUGGUGGACAUCAGCAGCUGCCUGGUCACUGCUUCACCAAAUGCUGUAUGGAUUUGCCUAUCAUAGUUGGUUCAUGACAGAUGAAGUAUAUGCUGAGGGAUUGGACUCCAAAGAGACGAGCUGUGUGAUGAUACAGACACAGUUCUACUUCAGUAACAUCAACAGCUCCUACAACAUACUUCAGGACUGUGACAACUGCUCCAGAUUAAUUCAUGCCAAGAGAAUAAACAACACCAACCUGUUGUUUGUUGUGGCUGAAAGACUCUCCUGUAACUCCUGUGAAAUGGAGAAACUCUCUCAGAUGGAGACAGAAUACAAAGAAACAAAUGCAUGUGAGACAAUAGCCACAGCCCGGUAUAGAAAAGGACCCACAACCUGUUUUGAUUACAAUGUUUUAGAGAACACAUCAGAUUGUGGGCGGGGUCACUCGUUCCGCCCCUCCCUCCUCACUUUACUCCUACUACAGCUCCUCCUACUUUCUGUUUUGGUCCACCCCUCUGUUUAACUCAUUCUCCUCUCCUUCUCUCCUUCCUUCUUGUCUCCUUAAUUCUGCAUUUCUCCUUUAUCUCCCCGUUGCUCUAGUCAUAGGUAAUAUAAAGUGACUUCCUUCUGCCUUUAUAUGGAAGCCCAAGCUGUACUGUUUCAUCCACUUAGCUUCACAGGUUGUUACUUAGUGACCGUUGCAGAACUUUGAUGUCUCCUGCCAAUCAAGAGCAUUUGUGGGAGGAGCUAAAUGUGUCUUUACGAAACAGGAAGCUAAACAUGCAAGCAGCCGGCUAGGACAAGCAUACAGAAAAGAGACGUGUUGGAAAACGACACAGACUGUUCCCUCACAAAACGGGGUCAAGUUUCACUUAAUUCCGCCUCUGAAGGUUGAAGAUCAAAGGUCAUCCUCAUCUUCAUCCAUUACGGUAACCUGUUUCGCACAGUUACCAGGCUACAGAACAUUCUGACGCCGUAUAGCUUGCAUUAAUAGGAAAAUAACAGCAAA